CAAAACGAAAGAAGUCUUGUUUAUAGUUCACAAGCAGCCUCAUACCCAGCAUUGUUUGGGAAUUCAAAGAAACCAGAAAAUCAGAGCCAUUUCGAAAUUGAUUCAAAUGGUGUCCAGUGGAGUCCAAACAAAGAUCUCAGGAACCAUCAUGCAGAAUUACAGGAUUUUAAGAGGAAAGUUAGGGCGCGGAUAAGACUGGAAUCCACUCCCCUCUGCCCAUGGGAAGAGCCUCUGUUGGCACAGCUACUAAGUCCCUCUGGAACCAGCCAAGCCACGUCUAUGUUGGCAUCCAGUAGAAUGCUGUAAUGCUGUCUUAGAACUUGUGGUCUUUGCAAAGCCUGAAAGGGCUCCUUUAUGCAAAGCGGACUCAAAACAUACAAGCCGUAGGUUUUGUGGAUUUCCUGGAAGGAUAUAAAGGACGCUGGAGCCAUGCUCAAUUGGAACAAUGAUAUCAACAUGUCACUGAGACUGAUCUCGCCAGAGGAGAUGCAGUUUGAUCCUGCUGCGGUCCAACCAUCUCCAGCAAGGCAUAAAAUCCUCACGGAAUCCACAAGUAAAAAUGCUUCACCCACCCCUGGGAGCAAUGGCAACGACGAAGCAGCGUUUAUUCGGAAGCAGAAACUGGAGAUCCAGCGCCGUAUCAUCGAAAAGAAGCAACGGCGCAAGCGCCAGGAGCCGCUCAUGGUCCAGGCCAACACGGAGGCCAAGGUGAAGGGGCGCCGUGGGAGGCGCAAGCCGGAGGAACGCAUCCCACUCAUGGAGUCUUGCAGUGAGCAUAGCCUGUGCAAUAGUACAAGCAACCCUUUCCUCGUGGAAUCGGUCCCAGAGGCCCACCUUGGCGCUCAUGUGUGGGGUAGCUCUGUGCAGAUGAACCGGACGCACAAUGGCCAAGGGGAAUGCCAGGAACCCUUUCCAGAUUUCUUUGAUGAGGCCCAGCUGGAGGAGGAGCUGGAAGUGGCCAUUUUGGAAGAAACCCAGCCUAUCAACAGGAACGAAUCAGCUCCCAAGAACGGCUGGCAGGCCAAACAGAGAGAAGGGCACCCCAACGCCCAGCGACAUAGCCAGGCUUCCAGGUCAAAGAAGGAAGUCUUAUCCUUCAGAGAGGCUGUUCCGUCUAACAUUGUAGACAUGGAAGGCGAGGCUCCUGGCUGCGAGUUCCAGGCACCCCAGUUGGAAAAGGAAGCCUCAUCCCCAAUACAGAAAGCUCCAUCCAUCAUCAUGGAUAUGGAAGACCAUUUCGAGAAUGAACCGCAGAGAGAAGACAUGGACCUAGAAUCUACAGGGUCCAAGGAUACCACUGGCGAAGCCUGCCAUGUCGACACACUGCUCAGCAAUUCUGACAGUGAGGGGGAGUCAUCCCAGGAGUUGACAGUCCCACCCUCACCCAUGAAAAAACCCCGGGACAGGAUGCUUGCACACAGAGGGUCUCUCACCAAUGGAAGGAGGAGCCAGAGUGAGGAAGACGAAGACGACGAAGAGAAGGAUGACGAAGAUGAAGACUUCAAGGACAAGGAUCAAGACAUCCUUAUGUACUUCCGUGAGGAAAUUGACUCGGCCACCUCUCCCAGUGAAGAAUGUAGCACCCCUUUGUCCCUCAAUCUGGAUGACCUAGAAGAAUUUGUACUGAAACCCGCUCCUCAAGGCAGUACAAUCCAGUGUCGCAUCACACGGGACCGGAAGGGGAUGGACAAGGGCAUCUUCCCCUUCUACUACCUGCAUCUGGAGAUGGAAAACGGCAAGAAGCGAUUCAUUAUGUCUGGGCGGAAGAGGAAGAAAAGCAAGACUUCCAACUACCUCAUUUCACUGGACCCCAUUGAUCUGUCAAGGGAUGGAGAUAACUACAUUGGGAAAGUCAGGUCCAACGUACUGGGAACCAAAUUUACCGUGUUUGACAAUGGGAUGAACCCGGAUAAAAAACCUUUUGUUCCAGAAACAGCCCAGCUGCGGCAAGAGCUGGUAGCCAUUUGCUACGAAACCAAUGUGCUGGGAUUCAGAGGCCCACGGAAAAUGACAGUGAUAAUCCCUGGUGUGGACGUGGACAACGAAAGGAUCUGCAUCCGGCCUAAGAAUGAACAUGAGACCCUCCUGACUCGGUACCAGAACCGGAACAUGCAGAACCUGAUCAAACUCCAGAACAAAAUGCCGGCUUGGAACGAGGAGACCCAGUCCUACGUGCUCAACUUCCGAGGGCGCGUCACACAGGCCUCCGUCAAGAACUUCCAGAUCAUCUCAGAAGAUGACCCUAACUACAUUAUGCUGCAGUUUGGUCGUGUGGCGCCCGAUGUGUUCACCAUGGAUUACCGGUUCCCUCUCUGUGCAGUUCAGGCCUUUGCCAUUUGCCUGUCCAGCUUCGACGGGAAAAUUGCUUGCGAGUAGAGAGCCAUCCCGCUGACUUCUCUGACAUCCAACCUCUGUGGCUUUUGCCCCGGAUUGCCUCCUGCUGCCUCGUAAAACUGGACACAAACUGUUUUGCUUUCAGUAUUGCCCACCUUCUACCUCCAACCUUCCCGUCUUUUGUCAGGCUGGACCUCCACAUGACCUGUUGCCGUCAAGCUGGCAUGUGAUUUCCCCUUUUGCUGCUCCCCAUUCAAAUCCCGACAAGCCAUUUCCUGCCAAAGUAUCUUCACCAUUUCCUGUAGCCCCCAAACCUUCGACUUCAUCUCCAUCUUUCUUGUUUUGAUUCUGAUUUUUUAUUCGCUUUGAAACUCCCCCUGCCCAACCUGAUUUCUGACCUGUGUCACUUAACCUUUGAACCUUGCUACUUUGGUUAAGGCUUGUUAUGUCCUAACUCCCCCCCCACUGCCUCCCCCCCUUCAAAGUAAUUAAUUAAUAUCCAUCUAUGCAAGAAACAUACCAUCUCACCAGAUGUGGACCAAAGCUCCGUUAUUGAAGAAACAACAAAGCACUUGAAGAAACAGCAACUUCUGCCAGCUUCAUGAAUUCAGAACAAGGGAAGGGGCAGCCAUUUUGAAACUAUGGGCUGAAGCUGCAACCCCACCUAUUUUCCCUUCUCUAUCAAAUUGGGUAAUAGAUUGGAAAUAAAGCUUACCCAGAGAUCA
Messenger RNA from Podarcis raffonei (Aeolian wall lizard), 3059 nucleotides. RefSeq names its product TUB like protein 2 (gene TULP2). Gene Ontology annotation, biological process: protein localization to cilium. NCBI's taxonomy places the organism in Eukaryota, Metazoa, Chordata, Lepidosauria, Squamata, Lacertidae. The transcript has 18 exons. The record is from RefSeq and is a predicted model, not a curated record. The coding region runs from base 430 to 2376 and encodes 648 amino acids. Gene Ontology annotation, cellular component: cilium.